Messenger RNA from Dreissena polymorpha, 805 nucleotides. RefSeq names its product profilin-4-like. Gene Ontology annotation, cellular component: cell cortex. Gene Ontology annotation, molecular function: actin monomer binding. The record is from RefSeq and is a predicted model, not a curated record. The transcript has 5 exons. NCBI's taxonomy places the organism in Eukaryota, Metazoa, Mollusca, Bivalvia, Myida, Dreissenidae. The coding region runs from base 207 to 659 and encodes 150 amino acids.
AAACACCAGUGUUUGUAAAUAUUGUGUUGGGAAAGUACACGGUGGCUUGCGAAUAUCCACAGAAGGGUGACUUCUACUGGAGAUUAGUGGAGAUUAGUGCUAGUGUUUGCAGAGAGGAUUAGGUGAAUGUGUGCCUUCAUUGAGGAUUGAGUCUCUAUCUAGUGUUGAAAGAGAUAGCUGUAAGGAGGAACGUGCGCUGAGCAGUCAUGGCAGACUUGGAUUUCGAAACAAACCCCCGAUACAAACAGACUGGGCUUCCUGAUGCUGUGAAGAUGAAUCAGCUGCAGAACCUCCUUCAUGACGCCCUCAUCUCCACAGAACAUGUACAGCAGUGUGCCAUAGUGAGGAGGAAAGACUGCUCUGUGAGGGCCAGCUCUGUAGGAUUCAAUCUGUACCAGGACCAGGUUCAAGUGCUGUUGGACGCAUUCAAGAACCCACCACAGACCAGGGAGGAGGGAAUCUACUUUGACGACCGACAGUUCAAAUGUGUGCGAGCAGACAAAACAUCCAUCUACGGAAAAUGUGAGAACCGAGGUCUGAUCCUGGUGAAGACACUUACUCUGCUGGUCAUCGCGACCUACAGUGACUCCAUGUAUCCCAGUGUGUGUGUGGAGGCAGUGGAGAAACUAGCGGAUUAUUUUAAAGAGAAGGGCAAGUGAACCAAGUGAGGCAGAGAGGAUGACAGAAUUUCCUCCAUCUUAAGUCAUCACAAGAUUACCAUGAAUGAACAGAUCUGCAUUUCAUUGUCUGUAAAUGUUUGUUGUUAAUAUUUCACAUUCCGUCCAAUAAAAUAUUGUUUACAAUG